ACGACUCAUGGAGGAAUAAGAUGUCUCGCAUCAUUGGUCGCUGCCUUUUUCAAGAAGCAGAAGUAUGUUGGGCCAUUGCGUUGAUCCGGCAAUUCGAAGCGCUUUCUAAGAUUGAUAAAAGCCUUGAUCUCGAUCAAGCUUUGUCCAUUCAGGAACUGAUAAAUAAUAUCCCGAAACAAUUUAUUGAAGACGAUGGUACACUACUUGACAUGGUUCAUGCAAAAGAUCCUCUGUGGACUUAUGGAACAGUGUUGGAACAUGUAUGUCCGCUCACGUACGCCCUCAACAUCACAGGAUCUUCUCCUGAGCCUGCAGUGAGAUACAUGAUUAAUGAAAUGACUAUUCAUUACUUGGAUACCUAUAUGGAUGAUUACAAAGAUUUUGGUGAGGUAUGCUUCGAGGAAACAAUAGAGCGUCUUCUUACAAUAUCACCUCUGGCGGCUAGGAUACCUAUGUGUUGGAGUUCUUAUAAGUCUACAGAGAAUGGACAGAUUUAUGACCCUACCCCUGACGAGAUCGCAGAAGCGAAUGAAAAUGGAUAUGGCCACCACAUGUUACUCACCGGGUAUGGGAUAGAUGAGAACAACAUCCCUUACUGGGAGUUUCAGGACACGAAGGGCGACACUUGGGGUGAUGAGGGAUUUGUUCGUGUCCGCCGCCAGGUCAACCUUGUGACAGAGUUUGUUGAAAUCGAGGCUUCACCGUUUCAUAGACCAAUGUGCAUUGAUCCUGGACGGGCUUUGGUUGCUGUUGCAUACUUAAGCCGUCAAGAGUACCGCAAAGCUCUUGUUACUGUUGUGGGAGAAGGCGCAGCAGAGAAGGCGCGAGAACUUAGUGGAUGUGACGUGAAAGGAUGGGAUAUUACAGUUGUUGGUGUUACUGAUCUCGGCGCAAAAAGAAAUCGCUCAUCAUCAUGUCGUUCUUUACCUAUGAAGUCGAAAGCUCUCGAUGAAGAAGACAAGGGAGUAGAAAGCUCGACCAAGUUCUUUGGUGUUUUUAACUUGUGAUACAAUACAAUGCAACCUUUUUU
Messenger RNA from Arabidopsis arenosa, 1030 nucleotides. NCBI's taxonomy places the organism in Eukaryota, Viridiplantae, Streptophyta, Magnoliopsida, Brassicales, Brassicaceae. The record is from the annotation of a GenBank genome assembly.